CUGGCAAUGUCGGGAAGUGACAGCCCAACAUUCUUUCACGGCCAGCCCUGGUCCAGCUGGAUCGAAAGAAUCGGACGAGACAAGCCGUUGAGCGAUGAAGAAUCAGAUGUUCAGCUUUCUAGCUCAGUUACAAGGCUUUCGGCUGAAGACAUUGAUUUAUAUGGAUUCUGUCCUGAAAGAGAUACUUUUUACACGGUAGUGUGUGAAACCUGCCAUGCAAUAGUCAAACCACAAGCUCUCAUUCAACAUAUGGAAAGUCGCCAUCCUUCCGGCACGGUCAAUUUUCCACCUCCCUCCACCCCGAUUGUAAAAACUCCUCUGAAGACACCGUCGCCGCAGAUCUCAAAUAGCGGGAGCAAUAAGAACAAUCACACGAACGUGAAACGGAACACGAAGCAGCCGAACAUCUCAACGAGCUUGUCGUCAUCAUCGAUAUCCAUCUCGCCGUCACCUCGAUCGCCUCUCGAGUCAUUACCAUCGACUGUGCCAACGUCGAACUCUGGGUCGGGGACUUUGAUCACCUCGAGCCCUGUGAAAAGUCCAGGCACGGCGACCGGUCAGCCUCGUCGAAAGAGACUCAAAACCGACCGAUCGUUGCUCAAAGACCGAGAGUACGACCCGGACCGACACUGUGGUGUGUGGAACGAGGAAACAGGCAAACCCUGCACCAGGUCGCUCACGUGCAAAGCGCACACGGUCUCGUUGCGGCGGACAGUCAUCGGUCGGAGUAAAACCUUCGACAAACUGCUCGCGGAGCAUCGUGCCUCGAAGGAGAUCCCGAACAGGCCGACGAAAGUAACUGUGACCGGUACAGUGACCGUAUCCUCUGGGACCUCGAACUUAAACCCCUUAACACCCACCACCCCCGUCCUGACCAUCGAAACGGAAACACCCAGUUCGCCACCUGUUCUAUCGCUGCCAGACACGUAUCCACUGCCAAAGGCUGUUGAUUUGCUUUAUCGGUGUCUGGCCCCGCAUGGCUCCACUAAACCUACCAAGCUCGAAGAGGACUUCGCCAACGAGGAGCUGAGGAGCCUGGAGUCGUCGCUAGUGAACUCGACCGGUUCGUCGCAGUCGAGCUCGAUGAUGGCGCCGAUAUCGGUGGUGUUGCCGUCGCUGUCGCCGUUGCCGGCUAAUAACGAGGAAUCGAUGCCAUCGGUCGCCACGCUGAUACCGAGCACAGCAUCCCCAGCUAUACCGGUGCCAGCAACACUGCCAGCCACGUGCGUGCAACCGUCGUUGGUCACGACGGUCCUCGAGGCUGAAACACCGAUGGACAUCGAUCCGGAGGCAGCAAUGACCAUCUACUCCCCUGUUUACAAGGAUAAAUCCAAGUUGCUGGUCGAGCUACCACGUUCGAACAAUAUCGCCCACUCUCCUAUAUCGUCUAUGCCCAGCCUGCUCUUCGAGUCUAUGGAUCAGCUCGAACAAUUGGAACAGCAACACGCGACGCAGAUCAAUGGAAAGAGACUGAAUCACGCCGCGGCUCGCUCAAGUCCUGUUACGCAACGACAGCCGAAGAGGACCAAACACGACUACCAUCAACAGGAUCUGUCCACCACGGCGAUACAGGUUGAGGCUACGACCACGUCCUCGCCUUAUCCUCAUUUCGGGGAUGUAUCUUGGUCGAACUGUCACCCGGAGCCACUGGCUGUUAGUCGGUGGCUUCGUAUUUCGUCCAGCCGUAAGCAGUACAACUUUAAUAUUCACUGACAUAAGACCCCACCCACUCCAGGCUGAGGACCGUGCGCCACCGGCGUUUGUCUACCUCUUCUUUUUUUCGAGAUCCUUUUUUUCAUGGUUGUCCUCGUCGCCGUCGUUGAUGGUCUUGGUCUGAAGCCUGUCGAGAAGGGGGGCAUGUCUUGAUGUACGGUGAACUUCGAUGUGAUGAGCAUGCGCACGGUGGAAAAGAGAAAAA
Messenger RNA from Frieseomelitta varia, 1918 nucleotides. RefSeq names its product ataxin-7-like protein 1. Bases 7 to 1713 code for a protein of 568 amino acids. The transcript is spliced from 6 exons. The record is from RefSeq and is a predicted model, not a curated record. Lineage: Eukaryota; Metazoa; Arthropoda; Insecta; Hymenoptera; Apidae.